GGCGGUUUGUGGUGAAGGAGUCGUCCCGGCCGGUUUUCCCGGUAAAACCGAUUCAACUCAAAAAGCCGCUCGGUUUUUGUCUAACCGGGGGUAAGCUGAUGGGAAAGACCGGCGUCGUUUUGGCAUUAGGAAAAAAAAAAUCGCCGAAGCCUCAAAAACACAACCCUAAAUCAUCGGCCGCUUCGUUUGCGGCAGCCAGGCCACUUCUUUUCGAGCGGCGACCAGGCCCGGAGAUCCUCCUUCCUCUUCUCGACCGGUGUCUUCUUCUCGAGCGGCGACCAGGGCCCGGCGAUCCUCCCUCCUCUUCUCGACCGGCGAGGCGGCGACCAGGCCAGUGGCUGCUCCGCGCUGCUCUACGGUUUCUCUGCUCCGGGCUGCUCCGCCUCUAUUCCGUCGCUGCUCCGCGCUCCGCCACUACUCUGCCGCUGCUCUGGCAUGCGUCUCCGGCACCGGCACGCGUCUCCCUCCCCUGCUCAAGAAGAACACGGCGGCAGCAGGUAUGGAUCGAGAAUCUUCUCCCACCGAAAUGGAUCGAAAACCCUAUGUUGAUGCUUGAUUGAGAGUGACGAGAGCAAAUGUUAAACUAGUAACAAGCAAAUCUGCUGACCUGAGUUGCUGAGCGGGCGGGAGGUUGGAAGAAGAAAGAAGCGGGGGGAUUAAGGUUUCCGUGCUUCUGCCAUUUUUGAUUUUUGGUUUGAUUGGAAACUGUUUAUAGGACAAGGUCCCAAUCUGAUCAUUGAUCUCCAUUUCAUGAAAAGUUUGUUAUUCUCCUUGUAACUGGCAAAAUUGUAGACAACCGUGAUGGCCAGUAAAGAAAACAAUGAUGCAGAAAGACCUCUGCUUUCUGAUGCAGAAGUGAAAGUGGGGUUUUGGUAGGGCACUACGGGAAACCAUAAAACCGUUAGUUUCAUUAGUUCAGCCUUUGGAAAGGUUGCAUCAUUCAUGGGAUCAGGUCACUGAUCUCUGCUCAAUUUGCACCAGAUCUAGUUUCCAUGGCGCACCUUGUAAUAGUGAAAUAGUUUCCAUUUGCUCAAUUUUCACCGAAGUAGUUUGUGUUUGUGGUAGUUGUGAACUUGUGGUUUGAGAAUGUUCUUUGGUUUGAGAAUGUUGUUUGAACUUGUGGUUUAAGAAUGUUGUUUGGUUGUUUUGUACUCGAUCGUAAACAUGCAUUUGAACGAUUAUGUAGUUAAUUCAGUAAUGUUGCAGUUUGUUGAAUUUUAUAUUACAUAUGCUUAUUUAGUUUAUUCAGGUUUGUUAUCCGGUAUAUUACGGUUUUAUUCCGGUAUUAUUCCAAAACGGUAUCACAAAUCUGCCGGUACGGUUUUUUAACAAAAAAAUAUUAUUUAA
Molecule: messenger RNA, 1347 nt
Organism: Linum trigynum
Lineage: Eukaryota; Viridiplantae; Streptophyta; Magnoliopsida; Malpighiales; Linaceae
Source: the annotation of a GenBank genome assembly